AUGGCACCUCCUUUGAGAAAGACUUCUGGUAGACUUGUAGGAAAAAAGAAACCCAAUUUGAAUUACUCAAGCCGCCGGAUAAAGAGAAGACUUGAACCAAUUACAGUGUCAAUAUUUUUAAAUAGUGAUGACGAGGAUGACACAUCAAAUGCAAUCGAUGGCAACCUUGACGGAUUGGAGGUCUCUCAGAAAAAUGAAGAGGAAAAUGAAAGCAACUCGACUAGUGAUAAAGCAGUAAGUAAAUCCUCUUCGGAAGAUAAUGAUGUUAAUGCCCUUAGCCUCAGUGUCACUGCGGCUCCUACCAUUUCUUUGAUUGUGCCUAGCACUAAAAAUUUAAUGGCUGCCACAUCUGACAAGCCUACACCUAAAGCUAAUGCUAAUAAGCUGACUGUCAAGAGAGAAGCAAAAAAUAGGCUGGAUGCUGCUUUGAUAAAGAAUGAGGGUCAAUUUGCCAAAGCAAGUAGCAUGCUUGACAGUAGCAAUGCAUCUUUACAGUCACUUGAAGAGAAGAUGCUUUCCUCACAUGAAGCUGCAAAAGAAGCCAGAAACUUCCAAACCGCUCUCCAAACUGAAGAAUUGGAACUUCACCCUCUAAUUUCAUUGAACUUCAUUGUUGCGUUUUUGGCUUUGGCAUCAUCUUUUGCUUCUACCUAUGAUCCCAGCCCUCUUCAAGACUUUUCUGUGGCAGUUAAUGAUUCCAAAUCUGUUGGUAUUUUUUUGAAUGGAAAAUUUUGCAAAGAUCCUAAUCUUGUGGUAGUUGAAGAUUUCUUCAAACAUGUUGAUGCCGGAAACACUAGCAACAAACUUGGUUCAAAAGUUACUCCAGUUAGCGUUAACGAACUAUUCGGACUGAACACAUUAAGUAUAUCGUUAGCUCGUAUAGACUUUGCAGCAAAAGGUUUAAACCCUCCUCACAUUCACCUAAGAGGCACAGAGAUCCUUAUUGUUAUUGAAGGUACUCUCUACAUUGGAUUUGUGAGUUCUAAUAAAAACAAUGGACAGAAUCGUCUUUUCACUGAAGUGCUAAACAAGGGUGAUGUGUUUGUGUUUCCAAAGGGACUUGCUCACUUCCAAUUGAAUGUUGGUUAUGAAAAUACUGUUGCUGUUGCUGCUCUAAGCAGUCAAAAUGCAGGGGUUAUCACUAUUGCUAACGCUGUUUUUGGGUCAACUCCACCUAUUUCUGAUCAAGUUUUAGCCAAAGCUUUUCAAGUUGACAAAAAUACAGUUGAUUAUCUUCAAAAGAUUUGA
Arachis ipaensis is the source of this 1248-nucleotide messenger RNA. Its product is annotated as germin-like protein 12-1. Lineage: Eukaryota; Viridiplantae; Streptophyta; Magnoliopsida; Fabales; Fabaceae. Gene Ontology annotation, molecular function: manganese ion binding. The record is from RefSeq and is a predicted model, not a curated record.